Myxocyprinus asiaticus (Chinese sucker) is the source of this 7197-nucleotide messenger RNA. Its product is annotated as cyclic nucleotide-gated cation channel beta-3-like. Gene Ontology annotation, cellular component: photoreceptor outer segment; intracellular cyclic nucleotide activated cation channel complex; plasma membrane. The record is from RefSeq and is a predicted model, not a curated record. Gene Ontology annotation, biological process: retina homeostasis; monoatomic cation transmembrane transport. The transcript has 40 exons. Gene Ontology annotation, molecular function: protein-containing complex binding; cGMP binding; intracellularly cGMP-activated cation channel activity. Lineage: Eukaryota; Metazoa; Chordata; Actinopteri; Cypriniformes; Catostomidae. The coding region runs from base 64 to 4125 and encodes 1353 amino acids.
CUGCCUGUCCUUGAGCCCUGCAGUCUUUCUCUGGAAUGACCGUCUUCUGCUGAACGUUACAGCAUGUUGAGCUGGGUGGUAAAAGUUGUUCCCCAGCCCCCAGCACCUCCUGGAACACUGGGAGAGGAGGACAAGACCAACGCUUCAACGGCAACGGAAACUGUAGUGAAAAAGGAGGAAGUAAAACAAGACCCCAACCCUGCCAAGCCAAAUGAGGAGGUCUCAGAGGAAAACAGCUCUCAGACAGGGGUUUUGAGUUGGCUUUCUCAUGGGUUCAACAGUGCUCUCCCUCAGCCAGUGAACACCUCUAAACUGGUGAACACUGAGGCUAAGCAAGAGGAAAAUGCAGUGAGCAACAGUAACACAUCGGAAGAGACUGGAAUGAUAGGCUGGAUUGUGCAGGGACUGGGAAAAGUGGUUCCACAGCCAGAUGAGAAAUACAAGGGUCACACAGACCCAGAGGAGGUCACUGAGCCUGCAGUUGUUCCAGUGGUUAAAGUCGAUCCUCCUGUGCAUGAGAUCAAAGACCUUCAUGAUGCUGAGCCACUCCCUCAUAUUCCUGUGGUGGAAAUUGUGUCUGAUGAGGAGCCAGAUACAGCUAACAUGCCCUUUUCUCCAAGAGUAAUAGAAUGGAUCAAGCAUGGUUUUGAGAAGGUAGUCCCUCAGUCUCCAAUGCAUCUUCAUCCUCCCUCCAGUUCAGAAACCCCAACGCAGAGGCCUGCAUCUGCUCCUCUGAUGCCCUGCAAACAAGAGCCAGCACAUACACCUGCACCUGCACUCACAUCUGCAUCCACACCGGCACCCAAGGCUGCACCUGCACCUGCACCUGCACCUGCACCUGCACCUGCACCUGCACCUACACCUGCACCCAAACCUGCACCUGCACCAGCACCUGUAGCUCCUGAGCCACCCAAAGAUGUUGAGGAUUCAAAAGGCACAGGCAAAGACAAGGAGGUCAAUAUGGUUGGCUGGAUUGUACAGGGGCUAGGUCGCAUGAUGCCGCAACCAGUACUGAAACCAAAAGAGGAGAGCUCUGAUGCUGUUCAAAGCAUCUGCAUCCUGCAGGACCCAUCUGACAUGGUGCUGGAGGAGGUGGACUCAGACUGGGAAACCAUGCAGAGGGAGCAGGCCACCUGGCAGGACAUCCAGGCUGAAGAGCAGGUCCAGCAGGAGAGCACAACUCUGCUGCAAGUGCUGCCCAACAUGCUGCCGCAGGUGCUGGCCAUGCAGGAGCAGGAGGAUGCAGAAACCCAGACGGAACGCUGGACACCUCUGAUUGAGAACAUCAAGAAAGAGGCAGAGGAGACUGCCAUAGCAAGCAUAGAGGAGAGACUACAGCAGGAGCGUGUGGAGGCCGCUCGAAUGGCGGAGGAUCUGGCUCGACAGGCUGCAGAGUUGGCUGUCAGACAGCUGGAGGAAGAGCACAGCACACAGUUCAUCACUGAGCCCAAAGACGAAGAGCCAGACACUGAGGAUCAACUGCCAAAUAUCCAGGAGGAAGAGAAUGAAGAAGACCCAGAGUUACAGCCACUUCAUGAAGAAAGUGAGGAGGAGAAUGAGGAUAGUAAGAUCACAGAGUCCCUGGUGGACGUCUGCCCGGCUGAGCCCUCACCGCAUGAGUCGGAGGCUUCAGAUCAGGCGACCCAAAGCCCACCACCCCCAGCAUCACCACAGCAAGCGGAUAACACAUCAUCAAAGACAAAUGCACUCUCUCCACCAGUGACCACCCAGCCUGAGCCCGCCACCUCUCAACCUCCUCAUGCCGACAAGGAAGAGGAAACUCCUGACGAAGGAUGCGGAGAGUGCACUCAUGUGCAGCCAGCACUGAAGGUGGAGGAAGUGGAUGAUGGAGAGGUGACCUUGCCCAGAAUCAUUAUCCGCCCAGAGUCAGACUCAGUGACCCUCACCAUUCCUGUAUUGAAUCUGACUUCCCACAGCAAAGUUAUGGAUUCAGGGAGAAUGCCCGAGUCUCAAGAAGAGACAGUUCUUGGUGAAUAUGAAGUUGACCUAAAGGCAACAUUGCAGAAGGAUGUAGACCAGACUGAUCUACUGGGUGUGGAUGAAUACAUUGAGCGGCCCAUUUCUGCAGCCAGUCAAACUAGUAUAGUCAUGAAUGAGCGUCUGCAGGAGCUGGUCAGGCUGUUUAAGGAGCGAACAGACCGUGCGAGAGAGAAACUGAUUGAUCCUGAUGAGUCCGAUCACGAAAGCCCCUCAGCAUCUCCUGCCAAAAAGCCUGGAGCAGCUCCACCUCCACCGCCACCUCCUGAAGAGAAGAAAGAGAAAGAUGCUGAAGAGGAGACAGAAGAGGAGCCGCAAUUCUAUGAGUUUAUGGGUUACAAGUUUGAAAUUCCCCAGAUUCCUGAUUGGCUCAGAGUCAUCCUGGAGUUUCGUUUCCCAUCCAGUAUUGACCCCUACACAGAUUUGAUCUAUGUGGUAUGGCUGUUCUUUGUGACUCUCGCAUGGAACUGGAAUGUUUGGCUUAUCCCUGUGCGCUGGGCUUUCCCAUACCAAACCCCUGAGAAUAUCCACUGGUGGCUGUUUAUGGACUACCUCUGUGACACCAUUUAUAUUCUUGACAUCCUGGUCUUUCAGCCCAGACUACAGUUUGUGAGAGGGGGGGACAUUGUGUGUGACAAAAAGGAGAUGCGAGAGCACUACAUGCAAACAGAGCGAUUUAAGAUGGAUGUGAUCAGUCUCUUUCCCUUGGAAAUCCUGUACUUCUUCACAGGUGUCAAAUCGGUCUUGCGGUUUCCUCGCCUUCUAAAGUACAAUGCAUUCUUUGAGUUUAAUGAUCGUCUGGAAGCUGUGAUGAGCAAAGCCUACAUUUACAGGGUGAUCCGGACGAGUGCAUACCUGCUGUACUCUCUGCACUGUAAUGCCUGUAUUUUCUAUUGGGGUUCUGAUUAUGAGGGUCUGGGCUCAACCAAAUGGGUCUACAAUGGCAAAGGAAACAGUUAUAUCCGCUGUUACUACUUUGCUGUGAAGACUCUGAUAACCAUCGGAGGUUUGCCUGAUCCCACCACUGUCUUUGAAAUCGUCUUCCAGCUUGUCAACUACUUUGUGGGAGUCUUUGCUUUCUCCAUCAUGAUUGGUCAGAUGAGAGAUGUAAUUGGAGCCGCCACAGCGGGUGAGGCCUACUACAGACACUGUGUGGACAGCACUGUAAAGUACAUGACAUCUUACAAGAUUUCCCGCGAGGUCCAAAACAGAGUGAAGACCUGGUACGACUACACCUGGAAGUCGCAAGGCAUGCUGGAUGAGCAGGAGUUGCUUAUUCAGUUACCUGAAAAGAUGCGUCUUGACAUCGCUGCAGAUGUUAACUUCUCCAUUGUCAGUAAAGUGGCGCUUUUUCAGGGAUGUGACAGACAGAUGAUAUUUGACAUGCUGAAGAGGCUAAAAUCUGUGGUGUACCUUCCAGGAGACUUUGUGUGUAAAAAGGGUGAAAUCGGCCGAGAGAUGUACAUUAUCAAAGCAGGAGAGGUGCAGGUGGUGGGCGGGCCUGAUGGGAAGACGGUGUUUGUGACUCUGAGAGCCGGCUCUGUGUUUGGGGAAAUCAGUUUGCUGGCAGUUGGUGGUGGGAACAGACGAACAGCUAAUGUGAAAGCCCACGGUUUUGCCAACCUCUUCAUCCUGGAUAAGAAGGACCUAGCAGAAAUCUUAGUACACUACCCCGAUUCCCAGAAACUACUGCGCAAAAAGGCUAAGAAGAUGCUGACCAAAGAUAAGAAGCCUGCAGAUGAGAAGGGCGAGGUUAAAGAAACAGCUGAGGUCAUUCCUCCGCGGCCAGAGACGCCCAAACUUUACAAGGCUGCCCUGAAAGUUGGCACAGGAGAGACUUUCACCAAGCUGAAGGAAGUGUAUAAAGGAGCAACUCUGGAGCCUGUCUCUGGCAGUGCCUCCAUUGGUCCUGUUCCCCCUCCUUCCCCCAUCCACCGGCGUUCACCCAUUCCCCGCCAUCGUGUCCUGGAUGAAGACGACAUGGUAUCAGAAACCACCGACAGCACCAUGAUCAUCCGCAUGACUCCCCGGGUGGAGGGAGAAGAGAUCCUUUCUGUGGAAGUGGCCACUGCUGAGAGAGUGGACAUGGGUUUGGAAGAGCCAAGCAAAACUGAAGAAGAGAAGUGAGAUAAAGGAAGAGGGCAAAGAGAAGGAGUAGAGUAGGGAUAAAGAAGCAAGCUUGAAUAAAAGCCCAGUAUUUGCAACCCUCUUGUUUUUUUCUAUCAGGUCCUGGCAAACAUGUUCUAAUUCUCUACCUGUCUUUUAGAGUCCAAUUUACCUCACCUUCAAAGGGGUCAUAUCAUAAGCAAUAAAAUUUUUCUUGAUCUUUUGAGAUAAAACUUCUUGAUGUACUAUGAAAAUGUACUUCAGACCACAAAGCUUUCUCCCUGGUCCAAAAAACAGCAUUUAAUGAAACUAAUCUGCAAAAUUGACUCAGAAUCUUCUGACUUCUGCAACUUUGUUUUACAACAUUUACAAGUAAAUGAUGCUAUUGGAUGAUCAGAAACGUUCCUCGAACCUUGUGCUGCUUCUGCCUGUGUGUAGCACCUGCUGCUCUGCAUUUCUUUCUGAAGGAUCUCAACAUUAGAUAUGAGCGGCUAAAGUUUAUUUUAAAAAAUGUCCCUUUCAGUCUGAUCUUAACAGUCUGAGUGACCCAUUUCAGCACAUUAAGUUUUUUGAUCCUGUCACAAUGUAAUGCAAACUUCAAAAAGAGGCUGCUAUUGAAUGAUGAGGCAAGCUAAAAUGAUCAAAAAUUCUUAACAGUUAAUCCACAAGACAGAUUUACAUGAAAGAUUUUUACACAACAGCAUAAAACAGACUAACAGACUAUUCUAAGGCUCAGAGAGGUUGGUUGUGGAAAAACAGAUUUUUGUGCAGAAACUUUACUAACAGCAUAAGUGAACCCUGAUUUAAUGAAAAUUACAUGACAGUGGUGACAUUUUGUGCAAAAUAAGAUUACGCAUACACAUAUUACACACAUCGAGGCAGUUCUCAGGUGAAAUGUUCACUGAGUUGCGCCAUAGACAAUUUAGCAGAGACGGGACACUUUUAUUAAAAUUAAUGGGAAAAAUUAGAACACCCAACCAAGGAGCUCUAGCGCCCAACUGUCAACGGAUGUAGAAAGGAAGUCCUACCUUACAGGUAAAAGAUCCAAUCACCUUUUAGAUACAGACAUUGCUUGUCAAUCAACUUGAAAAUGCGCAUGCGCAUUAGCAUACAAGCCGGGAAAAUUGUGUUUUUUAGCGUAAUAUGAGGUAAAAAAAUCACAAUUUAUGAUACCAGUUUUGUCAGAUUUUACUGCUGAUUUAAAAUAUGUUCUUUGAUUGUAAUCUAGACCAACCAAGUUUUUUGAGAUUUCAGUGUUCCCCCAUUCAAAUAGAUAGGAGCUGUACUGGCAUGCUCCUGGGAGCGUUCCAAAGAUGGCCGACAGUAGACUGACUUGCUAGAAAGACUUCGGUGGCGCUAAAAGCAAGUUAAAUUUGACAAAUGCAAGUACUGUAGGCAUAUCUGUAGACCGGAGAUCUCCAAAUAGGGCCGGAAUCUCUGAAUGGGGCGGGGUUACUCUUAGCAGGAGGUUGCUCCAACUCCACAAAUGGGCGUCACUUCCACACACGGAUAGGGUUAGAGAAAGGGUUGGGUUAGGUUAGGGGCUCUCUAUAUCUUUGCUGGCAGUUUGGAGCUCCUGCCCCUUUUCGAAGCUCUGCCUGCAGCUAUAUCCUUCUCGACAGAUCAGGUGUUAUAGGUUAAGGCUCUAUCGAGUUUAAAUUAACAAAUCUUACCUCCAUACCCUUAACCUUAAACCUAAACCUAACCGAUAAAGUCAUAAAAAUCUAAUUUGAGAUGAAAGACACAAUCACGUAAUUUUGUAGUGCUUUAUGACACUUUUGCCUCUCGUGUCUACUUGCCUGCUCUUCAGGACUCCAGUCCUUUGCAUUGCAAGUGCAAUGCUUGGUUGAGCUGUUGGGGAAUUUAACCGCACUAAAACAAGCUUGUAAAUCUAGUUGGUUGUGUAAUGCAAACGUUACAAUAUAUCACCUUACAAGUCAUGCGCUAUAGAAAAAAGUGUUUAUAUGUCAUAAGAUAGCAUUUUGUGAGAAACGGGGGAAAGUAAGUGUUUAUGAACUGAUAAUCUGCCCUUUAAUUUAUAAUUUGUGCGAAAGGGAAUAAAUAUCUUUUAUGUUUUAGCACCUCUAGUGUUCAUUUCACCAGGAAAAAUUUGCAGAAAUGUAUAGUAACAUGGAUCUGUGAGACCAGGUUGUGGACCAAAGGGGAAGCAAUAUGACAUGACCCCUUUAAAGACAUAGUUGGCCUUAUGUUUCUAGUACUAAAGGACUAUUAGGGUCAGCAGAUCUCCCUGUAUAAUGGAAAGUAAUCUUGACUAAUUUCCGCAGCACAUGCUGCUCUAACUCCAAGACUGCGACUCUGCAUCUUGUUCCAACUUCACUGUCCCUUACGUUAUUCCCUUAGCAAAAUCCCUCUGUAAACACAUUGUACACACAUACACAGCAAAGCACCAAUUCAUAUUGCAAUUUACAGUUGCAUGCAACCUGCAACCUGUAAUUUCUGGUUAAACUAUUUACGUUGACAAUUUGUUUUCUAGUCGCAUUGUAUACAAAUACAUUGUAUUAUUGUUGUGUUGCAAAUAAUGUACUCCAGUGUGAAAGGUAUUUUCAUGCUUAUUUGAAUACAAGUAUUACAUUUCUUUAAUAAGUUGAGUCAAGAAAACUGUAUAAAUGUGUUAUUCCCUCUCAUAAAAGAUUGUAAAACUCGGCUGCAGAGUGCAGGGAUGUUAGCUGUAUCACAUGGCGAAGAUAUGCUAUUGUAUUUGUAGGUAUGCAGUUAGUUUGUCUAAUCCGCUGUGAAGGGCCCUCACUUCACUGGAUUUAUCUGAUACACUGCUGAUAUGCCCAUGUGUUUGGAGAUACACUCAGAGUACUAAUCAAAUAGCAAUGAUUUUUCACUGUUUCCAGGUCAGUUCAUGAUGAUCUGCUGCUGUGACUAGGCACCAAAGAAUCUAUAAAUGGAAAGUUACAACAUACUUGUUGUUUGUGUGAGUGGAAAAUACACAAAUACACAUCAUUCAGGUCUCAGACUGCCCUGAUUCCUUCAUAACAGGUUAAAUGAGGAAUACAAAGGAAUUAGGUUGAUUGUGUGUAAUAUUUUGUAUGUUUUUAUACAUAAAGUAGACUUAAAAGUGAA